Messenger RNA from Fusarium sp. VM40, 2847 nucleotides. The record is from the annotation of a GenBank genome assembly. NCBI's taxonomy places the organism in Eukaryota, Fungi, Ascomycota, Sordariomycetes, Hypocreales, Nectriaceae.
AUGGCGACCAGACAACGAACUGCCACCACCGUGGUGGUUGAGGACCCCCUCAAGGUCACUCUCGAGGCCACUUCCCAGCCUCAGUUCCCCGACAUCAAGACCAUCAAGGAUGCCAUCCCCGCGCACUGCUUCCAGCCCUCGCUCCUCACAUCCUACUACUAUGUCUUCCGCGAUUUUGCCAUGGUUUCUGCCCUCGUCUGGGCCGCCCUCACAUACAUCCCCAGCAUCCCCGACCCGACCCUCCGCGUCGCUGCCUGGAUGGUCUACGGCUUCGUCCAGGGACUCUUCUGCACCGGCAUCUGGAUCCUGGGACACGAGUGCGGCCACGGUGCCUUCUCGCUCCACGGCAAGGUCAACAAUGUCACCGGAUGGGCCCUCCACUCGUUCCUGAUGGUCCCCUACUUCAGCUGGAAGUACUCUCACCACCGCCACCACCGCUUCCAUGGACACAUGGAGCUCGACAUGGCCUUUGUCCCCGCCACUCAGCCCAAGCCCUCCAGGUCUCUUGUCAUUGGCGGUGUUGACAUCGCUGAGCUCGUCGAGGAUACUCCUGCUGCUCAGCUCGUCAAGCUCAUCUUCCACCAGCUUUUCGGAUGGCAGGUGUACAUGUUCUUCAACGCCAGCUCCGGAAAGGGUAGCAAGCAGUGGGAGCCCAAGACCGGUCUGUCCAAGUGGUUCCGCGUCAGCCACUUCGAGCCUACCAGCGCUGUCUUCCGCCCCAGCGAGGCCAUCUUCAUUGCCAUCUCCGAUCUCGGUCUGGCUUUGAUGGGUACCGCUCUGUACAUCGCCUCCAAGUAUGUCGGUACCUCCACCGUCCUCUACCUCUACCUCGUUCCCUACCUCUGGGUUCACAACUGGCUCGUUGCCAUCACCUACCUCCACCACCAUCACGCCGAUGUUCCUCACUACACCGCUGAGGGCUGGACCUACGUCAAGGGUGCUCUCGCCACCGUUGACCGUGAGUUCGGUUUCAUUGGCAAGCACCUCUUCCACGGCAUCAUCGAGAAGCACGUCGUCCACCAUCUUUUCCCUAAGAUCCCCUUCUACAAGGCUGACGAGGCCACCGAGGCCAUCAAGCCCGUCAUCGGCGACCACUACUGCCGUGACGACCGCAACUUCAUCGGCCAGCUCUGGACCAUUUUCGGCACCCUCAAGUACGUCGAGCACGACCCUGUCAACCAGGGUGUCAUGCGCUGGGCCAAGGAACCCGAUCGAGUCGCUGUUCUAGAGGAGCGUCUGGCUACAAUUGAGGCUCUUCUUGCUGUCUUUACAGGACAAACCUCAGCACCAGAGCCGCAACCACACCCUAGCGCUUUGAACGAUGUCGACCAUUCCAGCUCUUCUAGUGACAGGACUGCAUCGGAAGCUCACACGCCUUUAGACGUAUUAGCAUUUCAAUCUGCAGCUAUCACAGAUCCCUUACCGCAGACCGUCAAGGCUCCAGCAUCAGAUCAGUUGGAACUUGCACCUCUAUCAGAAAUUCUUCCAGUCGUCGAUAACUAUUUCCGGAACUACAAUGCCAUCAUCCCGUUAUUCGACGAAACAGCGUUUAUGCGCAUGCUUCUCGACUGGUUCGCUGGCUCAACUAAGCGCACCAUGAUCUCGUGGGCUGCUAUAAACACUGUUCUGGCUAUCAGUUACCGUAUAGUCGAAGGACGAGCAAUGGACGACCCAGCAUUCGCCCAGUGUACUCAGAAUGUACGGUCUGUUAUGUCUGAUCUGAUGAUGCAGGGCAAAGACCUGAUGGGGUUACAAGUUCUUCUAGGCAUGAUCAUCUUAUUCCAAGGAUCGCCGGAUUUUCAACUUGCUAUUGUGUUGACUGCGAGUGUCGUUCGACUUACUCAAAGUCUAGGACUGCAUUUGAAACAAGCACAGACUGGAUUCUCGAGAGCGGAACAAGCACAUCGACGUCGGUUGUUUUGGCUCUCGUACAUUUAUGACAAGGAACUGGCUCAGCGAUCUCAAAGUCCAUAUCUUCAGCUCGAUAGCGAAACAGAUAUGGACCUCCCAGAACCCGAAGAUGACCCCGGCGUUAUCAGCUCCUCAACAGAUAACAUCCGUUUCAACUACCUUCGUACAGUCGCAAAGUUCGCCUUCAUCCAAGGCAAAGCUCACGAUCUCCUAUACAGUCACAGAUCCCAAAAGCUCACCCAAGAACAAAAGACAAAUACCAUCGUUCGUAUAGAAGACAUGCUAGAAGAAUGGACACGUGAAAUACCUGUGGAAUUCCAUACUGCGAAGGGAAUUGAGAAGCGGCUUCCUCCAAUAUCGAGAGAUCUCAUGAUGAGUCUCUGGUUUCACCAUGCCGAGUGUCGCAUCAAGAUUCGGUCUAUCUUUACCUUUGAAGAUGCGUGGAUCACGAGGGUGAGGCGCUACUUGUUUCCCACUCUGAUAGACGUUAGCGAUGAUAUUGUCGGAAAGGUUCGCCGAGGGGAUCUCCCACCGCUCCCUCCGAAAUGGAGCCAGUGCGUUGAAUACAGCCGGAUCUGUAUGGAGUUGCUCAUUGCAAGACGACCGAGCGAGUACAUAAUCUGGCUUCACACGUGUAGUUCAUACUCAUGUCUUAUCCUCCUUAUUAUCAAUAUGAUCGAAUUCCCAGACCACAGCCUUGUUUUGCAGGAUCGUGAACUACUGGAUGGGUGCUUUAGCACUUUAGGGGAUGUAGGAAACAAUUUGCCGUUUGAGCCGUAUAAAACCUUGCUCUCUGUGUCUCAGCAGCUGUAUCAAAGGGCUAAGGGACAGGCAUCACUUGUGUUGGCCAAGGGAGAUAUUAUUGAUGAGAUGGGUGAUUUUCAGAUGAGUCCUUCUAUGGCGUGGGCUAUUUUGGAUGACAUGGACUUUCAGUAG